Molecule: messenger RNA, 1369 nt
Organism: Oryza brachyantha (malo sina)
Lineage: Eukaryota; Viridiplantae; Streptophyta; Magnoliopsida; Poales; Poaceae
Product: GDSL esterase/lipase At4g26790-like
Exons: 3
Coding region: 83-1165 (360 amino acids)
Molecular function (GO): hydrolase activity, acting on ester bonds
Source: RefSeq, a predicted model, not a curated record
GCCUCUUCCCACCACCGCGAGUACGUACGCCCACGCCACACCACACCAUACGCACGCACGCUUCCCGCGCGUCAGAGGGGCAAUGCCGUCGACGACGAUGGCGGCGGCGGCGCUCGCGGUUCUCGUUGUUGCUACGGCCGUGUUUUGCGGCGCCGAGGCCCGCGAGGCGUGGCUGCCCCCCGCGGCGGCGAAGGUGCCGGCGGUGAUCGUGUUCGGGGACUCGACGGUGGACACCGGCAACAACAACGUGAUCGCGACGGCGUUGAAGAGCAACUUCCCGCCGUACGGGCGCGACAUCGGCGCCGCCACGGGCCGGUUCUGCAACGGCAGGCUGCCGCCGGACUUCAUCUCCGAGGCGCUCGGCCUGCCGCCGCUCGUGCCGGCCUACCUCGACCCGGCCUACGGCAUCCAGGACUUCGCCCGCGGCGUCUGCUUCGCCUCCGCCGGCACCGGCCUCGACAACGCCACCGCCGGCGUCCUGGCAGUGAUCCCGCUGUGGAAGGAGGUGGAGUACUUCAAGGAGUACCAGCGGCGGCUCCGGCGGCAAGCCGGCCGCGCGGCGGCGCGGCGCGUCGUCCGCGACGCGCUCUACGUCGUCAGCGUCGGUACCAACGAUUUCCUCGAGAACUACUUCCUGCUCGUCACGGGCCGGUUCAAGCAGUUCACCGUCGGCGAGUUCGAGGACUUCCUCGUCGCGCAGGCGGCGGAGUUCCUCACCGCCAUCUACCGCCUCGGCGCGCGCCGCGUCGCCUUCGCCGGCCUCAGCGCCAUCGGCUGCCUGCCGCUGGAGCGAACGCUCAACGCCGUCCGCGGCGGCUGCAUCGAGGAGUACAACCAGGUGGCCCGGGACUACAACGUCAAGGUGAACGCCAUGAUGGCCGAGCUCCGCAGCUCGCUGCCUGGGCUCAAGCUCGCCUACAUCCCCGUCUACGACGACAUGCUCAACCUCAUCAACAAUCCUUCCACGCUCGGGCUGGAGAACGUAGAGCAGGGCUGCUGCGCAACGGGGAUGUUCGAGAUGGGCUAUCUCUGCAACGAGAAGAGCCCCCUGACAUGCCCCGACGCCGACAAGUACUUCUUCUGGGACUCCUUCCAUCCGACGGAGAAGGUGAACCGCUUCUUUGCCAAUUCCACUCUGCAGAUAUGCUUAAAGGAGCUCCUCUGAUGAAUGCACAAUGCUGGAUGUACCAAAUGUUCAGACAUUCAGAUCAAAAUGUACUAUGAUCACGGUGCAGGUGACCGCCGUCGUAGAUAGGUUUCGUCGAGGACGAUCUAAUUAACGUGUACACUGUUCCAAUUAUGUGCUGAUCGAUCAAUUCUUUGGGUGGUUUCGAAGUGAAAGAUAAAAAAAAAUUACACAUUUGAGGUA